Messenger RNA from Triticum aestivum (bread wheat), 546 nucleotides. RefSeq names its product rRNA-processing protein UTP23 homolog. Bases 1 to 546 code for a protein of 181 amino acids. Gene Ontology annotation, cellular component: small-subunit processome. The transcript has 5 exons. Lineage: Eukaryota; Viridiplantae; Streptophyta; Magnoliopsida; Poales; Poaceae. The record is from RefSeq and is a predicted model, not a curated record.
AUGGCCAAACUGAAAAACGUGUACCAGAAUUGUGCACAUUGUUGCGAGCAUGACAAAGUGGUCAGUGCUGUGGACUGUAUCCUGUCCCUGGUUGGUGAUAAGAAUCCGGAGAACUACUUUGUCGCCACCCAGGAUUCUGGUCUCCGGGCAAAGCUGCGAGAGGUUCCUUGUGUUCCUGUGAUAUACGGUCUGAAGAACUCCCUGUUUAUUGAGCAACCAUCCAUGCAGCAACGUAAGUUUGCUCAGUUGGAUGGGGAGAAGCGUAUUCAUAUGGAAAAAUCAGAAUUUAAGAAGCUAUUGAAGGCGUCAUCGGAAGGAAAGGCAUCUGUUGAUGGAAGCACACAUGGAGUGGCGGAGAAAAGCAAGUUUAAAAGGAACAGAGCAAAGGGCCCAAACCCACUCUCCUGCAAGAAAAAGAAACCAAAGCCCCAACCGUCAGCUGCUCAAAAUCAGGGUCCGAAGGCCGAUGGCGAGGCGAAGAGGAAGAGGGAUAGGAAGCGCAAGAGAAACGGCAAAGACAGGACUCAAGCGGAGACAGUGAGCUGA